Larimichthys crocea (large yellow croaker) is the source of this 2671-nucleotide messenger RNA. It is a transcript of the gene gata5, whose product is annotated as GATA binding protein 5. NCBI's taxonomy places the organism in Eukaryota, Metazoa, Chordata, Actinopteri, Sciaenidae. The record is from RefSeq and is a predicted model, not a curated record. Gene Ontology annotation, cellular component: nucleus. Gene Ontology annotation, molecular function: zinc ion binding; DNA-binding transcription factor activity, RNA polymerase II-specific; RNA polymerase II cis-regulatory region sequence-specific DNA binding. The transcript is spliced from 7 exons. Bases 444 to 1595 code for a protein of 383 amino acids. Gene Ontology annotation, biological process: cardiac muscle tissue development; negative regulation of transcription by RNA polymerase II; positive regulation of transcription by RNA polymerase II.
UUUUCCAGUAGGGGAGCGAAUAGGAGCACACCCAUAUCAGCAAUUAUCAGCGACAGCAACUAUCUCCAGAUACACGGAGUGAGAGAGAAAUACUGCAGUCGUCCUGGACCAAAAACACUUUACUUUCAUUUACCUCCGAUCGAUGCGCGCAACUUUUACGCAUUAAAAAGGGAAAUACUUGGAGACGCUCCCGGCGCUGCUCCCUCGUCCUCCUGUAUCUGUGUGGACUGACAAAGUUUGUCCAUUGCGUUCCACUUUUGAGAUCUGGACGGCUGAAAGGACCCGGACUGCUUUAUCACCCGAGCCUCCUUAUCUGGUCAUUAUUUACAGAGAAGUUCUUGUGCAGCUGGUGGAGGAGCCUUCACGCUUGAACAGUUUCACCUCCACGGGACUGAGAGUAGUAAAUCAUCCAUACUCCAAACAGGACGUAAAAAGUUGUGAGAAUGUAUCAAAGCCUGGGGCUGUCGUCCAACCAGUCUCCUUACUCACAUGACACCGGGAAUUAUAUCCACCCGUCGGCCAGCUCUCCAGUCUACGUCCCUACCACCAGAGUCCCUGCCAUGCUGCCCACCCUGCCCUACCUGCAGACCUGCGACUCGCCCCAUCAGUCUCACGGCCUCGGUGGGCACCAUGGCUGGCCCCAGACAGGCACGGACGGCUCUUCAUUCACGCCCAGCAGCCCUCACCCUCCACAUGGCUUUUCCUACUCGCACAGUCCGCCUGUCAGCAGCAACACCGGCCGGGACGCGGCAUAUCAGAGCCCGCUGGUUCUUGGGAAUGGCGCUCGGGUGGAUCAGUACGGAGGCGCGCUGGUGCGCUCGGUCGGAGGCUCCUACUCCAGCCCGUACGCGUACAUGAGCCCGGAGAUGGCGACGUCCUCCUGGACGCCAGGCCCCUUCGAGAGCGGAGUGAUCAGCCUGCAGGGACGGCAUGGAGGUCUGUCCGGGAGAAGGUCCAGUCUGGACCUGGUGGACGAAAUGUCCACGGAGGGCAGAGAGUGCGUCAACUGCGGCUCCGUGUCCACGCCGCUGUGGCGCAGGGACGGCACCGGACACUACCUGUGCAACGCGUGCGGCCUCUACCACAAGAUGAACGGCAUCAACAGGCCGCUCAUCAAGCCACAGAAACGGCUGCAGACCACAUCUCGCCGGGCCGGCCUUUGCUGCACUAACUGCCACACCAGCACCACCACUCUGUGGAGACGCAACGCCGAGGGAGAGCCUGUGUGUAACGCCUGUGGCCUUUACAUGAAGCUGCACGGGGUGCCCAGACCUCUGGCCAUGAAGAAAGAGAGCAUUCAGACGAGGAAGCGCAAACCUAAGAUGCCCAAGAAUAAAACAUCCACAGGGUCCACCACCUCUGACACCAGCUCCCCAACCUCCCUCUCAGUCUCAGAGCACGCCUCCACCAUUAAGAGUGAACCCAACAUGGCACCUUCACCCUAUGCUGGACAGACCGUCACAUCUGCCACUCAGACAGCGUCUCAGUUAGACAGCAUAGCAUCAGGACAUGUGGACAUUAAAUAUGAGGAUUAUCCCUUUACUCCAACCUCCAUGCCCUCACAGAACUCGUGGUGUGCUCUUUCUCAAGCAUGAGCAGCCUCGACCAGCGUGAACUGCCACACUGACACCACACAGUUUCGCUUUGGCGUCAUCAUGGAGGCCAUCUAUCCUCCCUACCUUUCUGGAUCUGUGGAGUAACACUGCACAAGCACUGAACUGGGGCUUUUGCAGAAAUCUGUAACUGACUCAAAUAAGCUCGCCGGACCAUACUUUAUCUUAACAAGGACACAAGGUACCCGGACUGCAGUUUUACAAAAGGAUGGCUAUAAUCCGCAGAACAUCGAUAGCCAGAGCAAAGAACACACCUGAACCAGCUCAACACACUGACGCUGGCUCUCCUGAACUCACAUCCAACAAACCACAGUGGAACAAACAAGAGCUACCUAAAUACAACAAUGCAAAGACAAUCAAAGUGGGAUGUAUAAAGAUAUGGAUAUAAUAACCCUCUUUUAUAGCUGAUUAGUUUCAUUAUCAUUUUGUUUCUGUCACUGGUGUGUGUGUCGAUAUCAUCCUCACUGCCUUCUGUGGUGUUUUCAAGAACACACUUUCGACGUAUUGUUGUCAUCUCAGAGAAAAAAGAAAAAAAAACUUUUUUUUUUUAUGGCUGUUGAACAUGUCUCAUUACCAACGCGUAGAUGAUUAACUUUUAUAGGCACAUUAUUUAUGUUGAGAUAAGGACAGUUAAAAGUCAUGGUGGACACUAAAAGCAGUUACAGCUCACUGCUGUGCUGUGGUGUGUCUAAGCGACAACGUUUGGAUGAUAGAAAUGAUUUGUUUUAACAAGAUACAGCAGAUAUAAACUGUGUGCUGUACAGUUCAUUUGAAAAAUCAGGACCAGUUGUUUUAAUUCUGACGUCAUGACUACAUAUCAGAAGUUUAUCAUUUUCAAUAUUUGACCUUAAUGAAAGUGCAAUGACUCAAUUUCCAUUUCCAAAAACAAAAAGAGUGUGAAAUUAUUCUAAACAUAAUAAUCUAAAUUUAUUUGUGUCUGUAAUUUGUCAAUAUGUAAGGGACUCUAUUGUUCUGAUGUUGAAGGAACUCGCUCUCUGUUUCCUCUCUUUUUCGAUGCUCUUUGGAAUCUGUCAAGGUUAAUAAACUGAUUCACGUUU